AUGCAUUCUCUCCUCACUCGACGGGUUUUAGCUCUAGGAAAUGGUAGGUGAAACUGGCCAAUGUUUGAUCGCUGUUAUCAUGCUCCCGCCCGCAGUCGGCAAUUUCCCCGAUACGCAGAGAGAUUGUCUGAUUUCGGCCGUCUGAUGACAUCUGCAAGACACUUCAGUGUAUUAAAACUGGCCAGUUUUUGCGUGCGAAGUGAGAUCAAAAGUUAGCCACCUCAAUGUCAUCGAAACUUGCCACUCUUUUCCUUUCUCACCAAACUACUUCCCUUUCCAGAUUCAUUCCAUCGUUUCUCCACUAAAAUGACUCUCGUUUCGGCCUCUACUGACCUACUCGAUACGGUAAUCGCCGCUUUCCAAAUCGUUUCAACAAUGCGUAUUCCAGCCAUCGGCGUACACUCAGAAAUCUAACAAAACUCACAAAAGCAUCGACUUGCGAUCGGAUACGGUCACGAUUCCGUCCGAUGAAAUGCGCAGAGCCAUGGCGGAAGCGAUUGUCGGCGAUGAUGUUUACGGAGAAGACGUGACGACGACGAGACUCGAGCAGAGAUGUGCGGAGCUAUUCGGAAAGGAAGCCGGUCUGUUCGUUGUGAGUGGAACAAUGGGAAAUCUUCUGGCGGUCAUGGCUCACUGCCAACGCGGCGAAGAGAUCAUCGUCGGACGGUACAACCACAUCCACCGCUGGGAACAGGGCAAUUAUGCCCAGAUUGCCGGUGAGCAACCUAUGCUCCCGUCGAUCCUCAACGUUAAGUUUUCAGGAAUUUCGGCGACGACUCUGGAAGUGAAGCCAGAUGGAACGAUGGAUUUGGAGGAUAUUGAGCAGGCGAUCCGUGUUAAGGGGGGUUACGUUGAAGUGAGAGAUGAGAGUUGUGACGAGGAAGUGACGAGUAUACCUGUAAGAUUUAGAAAUGUUUCGGGUUAAGGUUGAGGGUGAAGUGAGAGAGAAUCUCGAGUGGACAAAGUAAGAAAGGGAGAGAGGCGGUGGCUCUCUCCUUUUGCAGUUUCUCAGAAAACAUAAUAAUUUUAGGACUGUCACAUGCCCGUCUCGAAGCUUAUCUGCAUUGAGAAUACCCACAACUACUCGGGCGGAAAGGCUCUUCCGAUCGAAUGGAUGAGGUGAGAAUUACGUUGUCGAAGUAUGUACGAUGGUUUUGUUUCAGAUCUGUGAAGCAACUAGCCGAGCGUCGUGGUCUGAAGGUGCACAUGGACGGAGCUAGAAUCUACAACGCUGCGAUCGCCUCGAAUACGUCCGUCAAGCACAUUUCCUCGUUCGCUGAUACUGUGCAAAUGUGCUUCUCGAAAGGACUCGGCGCCCCAGUCGGAUCCAUUGUCGUCGGACCAAAGGACUUUAUCGAUCGUGCGAGACACAGCCGGAAAGCGUUGGGCGGAGGAUGGAGACAGAGCGGAGUGCUGGCUGCUGCCGCCCAUGUGGCACUUGAUCACGCCGAGUGUACCAUCCGGGCAGACCAUCUGAGAGCUAAGAAACUGGCGAAAUUGCUCAACGACGCGACUCCAGACGCCCUCAAAACGGUUUGAAAUCAACAACCUUGCGAAUAUGUUCAGAAAUUUUCAGAAAGUGUACGCAAAAGAAAACGACAUCACCAACAUGGUUCUGGUGCACUGCGAGAACGGAAUCACUGUGCAGCAGGUUCUAUAACUCCUUGCGGUAUCAUUUCCAAAGUUUCAUUUCCAGCUGAACGAUUUCUUCCAAAAACACGACGUUCUGGCGAUGACUUUCGACGCGAAACGUAUUCGAAUGGUGCUCAACUGGAACGUCGACGACGAAAACCUUGAGACGAUCGCUCAAGUUUACAAGAAAUUCGUAGAACAAUUGUGA
Molecule: messenger RNA, 1840 nt
Organism: Caenorhabditis sp. 36 PRJEB53466
Lineage: Eukaryota; Metazoa; Nematoda; Chromadorea; Rhabditida; Rhabditidae
Source: the annotation of a GenBank genome assembly